Molecule: messenger RNA, 3465 nt
Organism: Anguilla anguilla (European eel)
Lineage: Eukaryota; Metazoa; Chordata; Actinopteri; Anguilliformes; Anguillidae
Exons: 13
Coding region: 274-3195 (973 amino acids)
Biological process (GO): protein ubiquitination
Molecular function (GO): zinc ion binding; ubiquitin-protein transferase activity; protein binding
Source: RefSeq, a predicted model, not a curated record
UCUCUAAUAAUCAGGCAUACAUAACAGGAAGAGGGAAGUACAGUUUCUCACAGAUGGAAGCUUUAGUUACAUCGGGGACCUUUUAAUACGAUUUCAAUCUGUAUUUUCCAGAAAUACAGGAUUUUCUGAUAACAUAGACAGAGAAAAAAUACCAAGACGAAGAGAUAUUUGAGUCUAAUUUUAAAGACAGUCCUUAACUUCAGAUUGUUGUGACAGCAGUAAGUGAAAGUGAAACUAAACUGCAAAUUUAAGAUCAGAUCAGACUGAGGCAGAAUGGCGUCUGGAUCUACUCUCCUGGAAGAGGAGCUCUCCUGUCCUGUGUGCUCUGAAAUCUUCAGGGAUCCUGUUGUCCUGAGUUGCAGUCACAGCUUCUGUAAGGCCUGUCUACAGAAGUACUGGGGACAGAAGGGAUCUCAGGAGUGCCCAGUUUGCAGGAGAAGAUCUUCUAAGGCUAAUCCUCCCUGUAACCUGUCCCUCAGGAAUGCCUGUGAGGCGUUCUUGAAGGAGAGAAGUCAGAGAGCUAAAGCAGGAUCUGAAGUGCUCUGCAGUCUGCACGGAAAGAAACUCACACUCUUCUGUUUAGUGGAUCAAAUUCCCGUCUGCCUUGUCUGCCAAACUUCAAAAAAACAUGAAAACCACAAAAUGCGACCAGUUCAGGAGGCUUCAGAAGAGUAUAAGGAGAAACUCAGGACUGCACUGGCUCCACUGCAGGAGAAGCUAAACACCUUUAAUGAAGUGAAACUAGUCUGUGAUCAAACAGCAGAGCACAUCAAGAGUCAGGCCCAGCACACAGAGAGACAGAUAAAGAUGGAGUUUGAGAAACUUCAGCAGUUCCUAAAAGAUGAAGAGGCAGCCAGAAUCACUGCACUGAGGGAGGAAGAGAAGCAGAAGAGUCAGCUGAUGAAGGAGAAGAUUGAGAAGAUGACAGAAGAGAUAUCAUCCCUUUCAGAACAAAUCAGAGCCAUAGAACAGGAGCUGGGGGCUGAAGACGUCUCAUUCCUGCAGAGCUACAAAGAUGUGGAGAAACGAGCCCAGUGCACACUGGCGGAUCCAGAGAAGGUCUCAGGAGUGCUGAUUGAUGUGGCCAAGCACCUGGGAAAUCUGAAGUACAGAGUGUGGGAGAAGAUGCUGGGGACUGUUCAAUACACUCCUGUGACUCUGGACCCAAACACAGCACAUCCUGAGCUCUUACUGUCUGAGGAUCUGACCAGUGUGAGACGCAGUGGUGAGAGACAGCAGGUUCCUGAAAAUCCAGAGAGAUUUGAUGACUGCCGGUUUGUGCUGGGCUCUGAGGGAUUCAGCUCAGGGAGACACUGCUGGGAUGUAGAUGUGGGGGAUGGAGAUUACUGGGCGGUGGGUGUGGCUAAAGAGUCCAUCAGCAGGAAAGGGUUUAUGAAUCUGAGCCCAGCAGGAGGAAUGUGGGGUAUACUGCGGCGCUCUCAGCGUUAUUACGCCCUGACCUCCCCACAUACACCCCUCACUGUGCAGAGGGAACCCCAGAGGGUCAGAGUGCAGCUGGACUGGGACAGGGGGGAGGUGUCAUUCUCUGACCCCAGUGACAACACUCCUCUCUACACUUUUAAACACUCCUUCAAUGAGAGAGUGUUUCCAUUCUUCUGGCCUAUUUCUCUGCAGAUCUGUCCACUGAAGGUGUCUGUAAGAGUGGAAUAUAUGAACACAGACAGAGACAAAUUCUCCACUCAUAUGCUGGGUUUGGGUUCAGUUCAAACAGAAUUCAGCAGAUCAAAAACUACAGAUUCAGCAGAAGCCAUUACUGAGCUCAGAACAGAGAAAGACAGAAUGGCGUCUGGAUCUUCUCUCCUGGAAGAGGAGCUCUCCUGUCCUGUGUGCUCUGAAAUCUUCAGGGAUCCUGUUGUCCUGAGUUGCAGUCACAGCUUCUGUAAGGCCUGUCUGCAGCAGUGCUGGGAACAGAAGGGAUCUUGGGAGUGCCCAGUGUGCCGGAGAAGAUCUUCUAAGGAUAUACCUCUCUCGAACCUGUCUCUGAGGAAUGCCUGUGAGGCUUUCUUAAAUGAGAGAAGUCAGAGAGCUAAAGCAGGAUCUGAAGUGCUCUGCAGUCUGCACACUGAGAAACUCAGACUCUUCUGUUUGGAUGAUGAUGACCCCAUUUGUGUUGACUGUUUAAGAGAAAAACACAGAAAUCACAACUUCUGUCCAAUAGAGGAGGCUGCUCUGAAAUAUAAGGAGAAACUCAGGACUGCACUGGCUCCACUGCAGGAGAAGCUUAAAGCCUUUAAUGAAGUGAAACUAAUCUGUGAUCAAACAGCAGAGCACAUCAAGAGCCAGGCCCAGCACACAGAGAGGCAGAUAAAGAUGGAGUUUGAGAAACUUCAGCAGUUCCUAAAAGAUGAAGAGGCAGCCAGGAUCGCUGCACUGAGGGAGGAAGAGGAGCAGAAGAGUCAGAUGAUGAAGGAGAAGAUUGAGAAGAUGACAGAAGAGAUAUCAACCCUUUCAGAACAAAUCAGAGCCAUAAAACAGGAGCUGGGAGCUGAAGACGUCUCAUUCCUGCAGAGCUACAAAGAUGUGGAGAAACGAGCCCGGUGCACACUGGCGGAUCCAGAGAAGGUCUCAGGAGCGCUGAUUGAUGUGGCCAAGCACCUGGGCAAUCUGAAGUGCAGAGUGUGGAAGAAGAUGCUGGGGACUGUUCAAUACACUCCUGUGACUCUGGACCCAAACACAGCACAUCCCAACCUCUCACUGUCUGAGGAUCUGACCUGUGUGAGACGCAGUGAUGAGAGACAGCAGGUUCCUGAUAACCCAGAGAGAUUUGAUAGGGGGCUGUGGUGUGUGCUGGGCUCUGAGGGAUUCAGCUCAGGGAGACACUGCUGGGAUGUAGAAGUGGGGGAUGAUGACUGGGUGGUGGGUGUGGCUGAAGAGUCCAUCAGAAGGAAAGGGGUUGUGAAUUGGAGCCGAGCAGGAGGAGUGUGGAGUAUACUGCAGCGCAGUGGGGCAUACACAGCCCUGACCUCCCCACGUACAGCCCUCACUGUGCAGAGGAAACCCCAGAGGAUCAGAGUGCAGCUGGACUGGGACAGGGGGGAGGUGUCAUUCUCUGACCCCAGUGACAACACUCCUCUCUACACUUUUAAACACUCCUUCACUGAGAGAGUGUUUCCAUUCUUCUGGCCUGAUUCUCUGCGGAUCUGUCCACUGAAGUUGUCUCUAAGAGUGGAAUAGUGCUGUGGUUUGUGGGCAAGGAUUCGCUUUGACAAGAUUAAUGAGCAUAUUUGCGGAUAAUAUCUUUUACAAUAUUUUAUUGAAUCAUUUUCAAAAUAUAGAUCCAUUUCUGCAGCAGUUCAUGAUGAAUGUAUCUUUGAAAUCUCAUGAUGCAGUAAAAAUCAGGUUGAAAGAACUGCAUUCCAUCACAUCUGAGCAGGAUUAAUUAAAAUAUUUGCUAUACGGUGGUGGUGUAAGUGUGUGGGUUUGUGUGUAAUCAGUUUAAUUGUA